Molecule: messenger RNA, 3716 nt
Organism: Polyodon spathula (Mississippi paddlefish)
Lineage: Eukaryota; Metazoa; Chordata; Actinopteri; Acipenseriformes; Polyodontidae
Gene: pemt
Product: phosphatidylethanolamine N-methyltransferase
Exons: 6
Coding region: 178-891 (237 amino acids)
Biological process (GO): phosphatidylcholine biosynthetic process
Molecular function (GO): phosphatidylethanolamine N-methyltransferase activity
Source: RefSeq, a predicted model, not a curated record
AGAGUGAGCUGUAAAGUACUCUAGACUUCAAACCUGUAAGACAUUUUGCAUGAAGAAGCGGUUGUGAAGCCUAAAAAAGAAACAUUGUGUAGUAACGAGAAACAAACGUUUAUACAUUGAAAAGGCUUGUGUUUUCUUUUUUUUAAAAAUCGAACGAUACAGCACGAAUCGUGUUCAAUGAACAGUGCUUCCGCCUUUCUGCAACAGACGUCACAGUUAGAUUGCUGUGGAGCACUGAAUAACGUGGAUUACAGUAAAAUAGACCCUUCGGUGAUGGCAGAUGUGUUUCACUGCAUUGAUUUGACAGAUCCUGAUUUUUGCGUAGCUGUUCUUGCAAUUAUUUUCAACCCCAUUUUCUGGAAUGUUGUGGCACGUUGGGAGCAUAAAACUAGGGGUCUGACCAACUUAUUUGGGUCAGCACACACUGCCUGUUACUCCCUGGGAUUCCUCAUCAUCCUUCUCAACGUCUAUCGCAGCCACAGCUUUACUGAAGCAAUGAGGAAACAGCCUAAACUGGAGCUCCUGGAAAGUCCAGAGGCAUUUUAUAGCGGCUUGGCAAUCCUGGGUAUUGGGUGUUUAUUUGUAUUCAGCAGCUAUUAUGCCCUCGGAUUCACUGGAACAUUUUUAGGUGAUCAUUUUGGGAUCUUGAAGAAGGAAAAGGUGACUGGUUUUCCCUUCAAUGUAAUGGACAAUCCGAUGUACUGGGGAAGCACUGCAAAUUAUCUUGGGAUUACUAUAAUAGGAGGAGUAAGAGUCGGGAGCUACAGCCACGGAGCCACCACUAUACCCGGAGCACGUCCUUCACAGCACAACAAAGCACCAGUACUCGCCACGAUCCCGGAGACAAGGAGCACAGUUUUGUACAUGAAGGAUUGUGGUUUAGUAGUGUGAUUUAUUUUCAGGACUGUAAAACCUGCCGUGUUCACCCCCAAUACCAUUCCUGGUAGAGGGGUAGUUAUUAUUAUUUUGUUUUGUAAAAUAAAACACAUUUUUGGGAGAGAACUUUUGUCUGGACCUUCCCUUGUUUAUUGCACCACUCACCAUCCUGUUCACACUUGGUGUCAGAAACAGGAGUUCACGAUGGAUCCAGCAGCACUAAACACUAUGAUGCAGGCUAAGGCACGGAGGCAUGAAGAGACCUUGGCAGCAGUGAUGGAGCGGAUGAAUGCCAAGUUCCUAGCGGCCAACCAGAGGAUGGAACCGGUGGCCAAACCAGCAGUGGCUCCUCCAAAACCCGAAGUGGUAAAGAUGUCGCUGGAGGAUGAUCCCGAGGCCUAUUUAACAUCGUUUGAAAGACAGGCGACAGGAGUCCUAUGGCCUUGGGAGUGGUGGGCUACCCAACUGGGACCCAAUCUGAUUGGGAAGCCCAGGCAGCCUAUCACUCUUUAACCCAGAAACAAGCCAUGGAUUACAAUCUGGUAAAAAGAGCCAUAUUCCAUCGACUGGACAUCACAGAGGAAACGCCCCGCCGACGGUUCCGGGAGUACCAACGCCCUGACGAAGUCCUAUCCCGAGUAAUGGCCCAGCAGUUGGUGGACCAGAUGACCCAGUGGCUCUGCCCUGGCAAACGUACAGCUGAAGAAGUGACCGAGAUUAUCACCAUUGAACAGUUGGUACAAUUGCUGCGGCCAGAGGGUGAUAAUUGGGUACCUUGGUGGCCAUGUGGGUUAGUGGUCAUCUCCUGUACCCUCUCACUAAGUUAGAUGUGACAAUUGGUAGUCACACCUGCCGUGUAAUCAUGGCGGUGGCAAAAAGGUUGCCAUACCGGGUUAUUUUAGGUUUCGACUAGCCACAUUUCUAAAUAAUUAUAAAACAAAAGGUAGAGCCAGUCUCCGGUAAGACCAUAGGUGCAGCAAGAGAAAAUACUGGGAAUAUUUUUCCGUGAAUGCUGAUCUGUUCCCCUCCCGAUUACUCCCCAAAAAAACUAAACGAGAGAGAAGGGUGGAAAAAUGGGAGGGCGUAUCAAUGAAACAAGAUUGGGGUUUGGUGGGAGACUCCUCCACGUCUGAUAAACACCAGGGAAAGGGGAUUCGGAUCCAAUGUGACCAACGGGGUUUGGUUACUGGGACCCCUUAGGCUACAAUAUCCUUGCUCAAUAUACCGAAAGUCUAGGACUGAGAUGUUGAUCUAGCGUACAAAUAAAAAAAUGACCCUACGCUGGCUAACAUCUGGGAACAGGUUCGGUCUAUCAAGGGGAACGAAAUAGAUGGUAAUCAGCCGCUCACAUACCCUCACCACAUUGUGCUCGGGCAUCUGCUGUAUAGAGUAUCCCAAGCCCCAAGCACAGGACAGACUGUAACACAAUUACUCGUUCCUCAGUCUUUUCGACAUGAGAUCAUGCGGUUGGCUCAUGAUGUCCCUUGUUCGGGCCAUUUAGGUAACGAAAAGACUCAGGAACAAAUAUUGGCUAGAUUUUACUGGGUGGGAGUGUACAGUGAGGUGAAGCGGUAUGUGGCGACCUGUAGAGAGUGCCAACAAGUAGCGCCGGGGCGGGUUCGCCCUGCUCCAUUGGUCCCACCGCCCCUGAUCAAUAUCCCUUUGAAUGAAUUGCAAUGGAUAUAGUGGGCCCAUGGAGCCAGUCUGACUGUGGAUAUAUGCAUAUUUUAAUAGUGGUAUGCUACGCGAGCAGAUAUGCAGAGGUAGUACCAUUGAGGUCCACUAGUGCAUUAACGAUUGCAACACAGUUAGUACAGAUCAUAACUAGAGUAGGGAUCCCCAAAGAAAUUCUGACAGAUCACGGAACAAAUUUUAUGUCACAAUGUUUAAAUUAUUACAAAUUUUGUCCAUUUGGACCUCCGUUUAUCACCCACAAUCGAAUGGUUUGGUGGAACGUUUUAAUCAGACAUUAAAGCAGAUGCUGAAAUGGUUUAUCAACCAAGAGCAGAGACAUUGGGUUAAGCUCCUCCCCUACCUGAUGUUUGCAGUGAGAGAGGUGCCUCAGAGCUUGAUCGGAUUUUCUCCCUUUGAGCUGCUAUAUGGGUAACAACCACAAGGUGUCAUUGAUCUUGUAAAAGAAAGAUGGGAAGAGCAAAAUAAAGAUGCUAAAAACAUAGUGAAAUAAUUAAAUAUGUUGAGAGACCGUCUGCAAUUGGUUAGUCAUUUGGCACACGAGAACUUAAAACAGGCUCAGCAUCAGCAAGAGCAGCAGUACAAGAAACAAGCAUGGAUUCAGAUUUUUUGGACAGGAGAUAAAGUACUGUUGCUACUUCUCAGUCUAGCAGGGACCAUAUGAAGUGAUACCUGCAAUUGGUAAUGUAAACUACGAAAUUAGACAACCCGAUCACCGCAACAAAACAGAAAUUUAUCAUAUUAAUUUAUUAAAACCCUACAACAAAAGGGAGGCCUUGUUUAUAGCCAAUGACAGUGUAGAAGAUGAUUUUGGCCCCUCUGUAAAUACACCAGCUACAGUUAAGAUUCCAAAGGGGGAACAAUUACUUCCUGAUCAAAAGUUUGAGCUCUGUGGGUUAGUGAAACAAUUUGAUUAUGUUUUUUUCUGACUUGCCUGGCAGAACUAAUAUGAUUGAACAUGCUAUUAUUACUUCAACAGGUGUCACGGCCGCAUCGAAUCUCGGAGAGUCAUAGGGGUGCAGUAGGCCCGGAGGUGGGCGAUAUGCUCGAACUUGGAGUCAUUGAGCCUUCCUGGAGCGAGUGGAGCAGCCCGAUAGUGAUGGUGCCUAAGAAGGACGGUGUAACAGGGCUGGGAGCCCUGUGCAGGA